Molecule: messenger RNA, 1959 nt
Organism: Candida tropicalis MYA-3404
Lineage: Eukaryota; Fungi; Ascomycota; Pichiomycetes; Serinales; Debaryomycetaceae
Gene: OSM2
Product: fumarate reductase
Exons: 1
Coding region: 1-1959 (652 amino acids)
Molecular function (GO): FMN binding; heme binding; oxidoreductase activity
Source: RefSeq, a predicted model, not a curated record
AUGUCUACAGAAAUACCAUUAAACCCAAUUCUUAUCGUUGGUGGUGGAUUAGCAGGUCUUUCCGCUGCUCACCAAGCUUAUAUUCGAGGUGCUAAUAUUGUUUUAUUAGAUAAGGAAAGUUUUCUUAGUGGAAAUAGUGGUAAAGCUACUUCGGGAAUUAAUGGAGCUUUAACUAGAACUCAAGUUGAUUUGAAAAUUCCUGAUUCAGUUGAGCAAUUUUAUCAAGAUACUUUAGCAAGUGCUAAAGAUCGAGCACAUCCUGAUUUAAUCAAAGUAUUAACUUAUAAUUCUGCUGAUGCUGUCCAUUGGUUACAAGAAGUUUUUGGCUUAGAUUUAACUGUUGUUUCAAGAUUAGGUGGGCAUUCUCAACCAAGAACACAUCGUGGUCAUGAUGCUAAAUUUCCUGGUAUGGCUAUUACUUAUAGAUUAUUGGAAACAUUGGAAAAUUUGGCAGAAAAUGAACCUGAUCGUGUGGUUAUUCUUAAAAAUUGUCAAGUUAUUGAUUUGAUAUUGGAUGGUACGAAUAAGGAUAAAGUUCUUGGAGUUAAGUAUAAGAAUUUAAAAGAUAAAUCCAAACAUGAAUUACAUGGACCUGUAAUCAUGUCAACUGGUGGAUAUGCUGCUGAUUUUACCAAGAAUAGUUUGAUUAGAAAAUAUCGUCCAGAUAUUAUUGAUUUACCUUCAACUAAUGGUAGUCAUGCUACUGGUGAUGGACAAAAAAUUGUUCAAAAAAAUCAUGGCCAAGUUUUAGAUAUGGAAAAGAUUCAAGUUCAUCCAACUGGUCUUAUUAGUUAUAAAGAUAAAGAUGUCAUUGAGAGAAAAAAAACUCCAAGAUUUUUAUUUUUAGGAGCUGAAGCUUUAAGAGGUGAAGGGGGUAUUAUUUUCAAUUCUAAGGGUGAAAGAUUUGUUGAUGAAUUGGGAACAAGAGAUUGGGUUUCAGGAGAAAUUGAUAAACAAAUCAAGCAAGGUAAUUUCCCUAUUAGAUUGGUGUUGAGUGAAAAAGCAGGUGAGAAUUUGAAAUUCCACGUAAAGCAUUAUAAUCAAAGAGGAUUGAUGAGAACUAUUUCUGGUAAAGAGCUCAUUGAUGAAAUGGGAUGUAGUGCUGAGGAUAUGAAAAAACAACUUGACACUUAUAACAAAGCUGCCAAGGGAGAAAUCAAAGAUCCAUAUGGUAAAAAAUAUUUUCCAGCUACCCCGUUUGAAUAUGCAGCAGAUUCAAAGUAUCAUGUUUCAUUUAUUACUCCAGUUCUUCACUUCACCAUGGGUGGUGUCAAGAUUAACGAUAAAAGUCAAGUUAUUGCAGAGGAUGAUAAACCAUUUGAAGGAUUGUAUGCUGCAGGUGAAGUUGCUGGUGGUGUUCAUGGACAUAACCGUUUAGGUGGAUCAUCUUUGUUAGCUUGUGUUGUUUAUGGUAGAUUGGCAGCAGAUCAAGCAUGUAGUUAUAAAUUCCAUCACUUGAGUGAACAAGCCGGUGGUCAAGCUACUGUUGGUGAUACCGUUGCUAAUCAAAGGUUGCAAAUGAUUAAUUUACAAAUCGAUCCUAAUGAUGGUAGAAUCAUCAUUGAUGUUGGUAAAAAUAAUGGUGGUUCAGUUGAAUCUUCCAAUACUUCUGCUACUGCUGCACCUGUUGUCUCAAACUCAAAACCUGUUGCAAAAAAACAAUCUGCAGCUAAACCAAAACCUAAACCAUUUUCAAUUCCUGCUAAGGAAUUCACUGCUGAAGAAGUUGCCAAACAUAAUAAACCCGAUGAUUGUUGGUGUAUCAUUAAAAACGUUGUUGUUGAUUUGACCUCAUUUUUGGGUGAUCACCCUGGUGGUAAAGAAUCAAUUGUGAACUUUGCUGGAAGAGACGCUACAGAAAGUUUUGCGAUGUUGCACGAUGACGAUUUUAUUCCAAAAUAUGUUUCUCAUUGUGUUUUGGGCAGAUUAAAGGGUAAAACUCCAGAAUUACAAAUAUAA